Molecule: messenger RNA, 1326 nt
Organism: Macrosiphum euphorbiae (potato aphid)
Lineage: Eukaryota; Metazoa; Arthropoda; Insecta; Hemiptera; Aphididae
Source: the annotation of a GenBank genome assembly
AUGGACGAAGAGUACGACUGCAUCGUGCUGGGCACCGGUCUCAAGGAAUGCAUCCUGUCCGGUAUGCUGUCGGUCUCCGGCAAGAAAGUGUUGCACGUCGAUCGCAAUAAGUACUACGGCGGUGAGUCGGCGUCCAUCACGCCGCUGCAGGAGCUGUUCCAGAAGUUCGGCGUGAAGGAGCCGGACGAGAAGGAGCACGGGCGCGGCCGCGACUGGAAUGUCGACCUGGUGCCCAAGUUCCUCAUGGCCAACGGCCUGCUGGUCAAGCUGCUCAUACACACGGGCGUGACGCGCUACUUGGAGUUCAAGUCGGUCGAGGGCAGCUACGUGUACAAGGGCGGCAAAAUCUACAAGGUGCCGGUCGACCAGAAGGAAGCGCUGUCGUCGGAUCUGAUGGGAAUAUUCGAGAAGAGGCGGUUCAGAAAUUUCCUGAUAUUCGUGCAAGACUUCCAGGAGAACGACCCCAAGACGUGGAAGGAUGUCGACCCGCAGCGCAUGUCCGCCUAUCAGCUGUACACCAAGUUCGGUCUGGACAAGAACACCCAAGACUUCACCGGCCACGCUCUGGCUCUCUAUCUUAAUGACGACUAUGUCAACGAACCCGCUGCCAAUUUGAUCAGACGCAUCAAGUUGUACAGCGAUUCUCUAGCUCGUUACGGAAAAAGUCCGUAUCUGUAUCCUUUGUACGGGCUCGGAGAACUACCUCAAGGUUUUGCUCGUCUCAGUGCUAUUUACGGUGGUACUUACAUGUUGAAUACUCCCGUUGAUGAAAUCGUUUUUGAAGGAUCGAGUGUUGUUGGCAUUAAGAGUGGUGGCGUUGUUGCUAAGUGUAAACAAGUUUUCUGUGACCCGUCCUACAUAAAAGAAAGAGUAAAAAAAACGGGUCAAGUAAUCCGUUGCAUAUGUUUAUUAAAUCAUCCUAUACCAAACACCCGUGACGCUCUUUCUACUCAGAUCAUUAUUCCACAGAACCAGGUCAACCGUAAGUCGGACAUCUAUGUUUCGUUAGUAAGCAACACCCAUCAAGUGUCUGCACAAGGAUGGUUUAUUGCUAUGGUUUCUUCCAAAGUUGAAACUAGUAACCCAGAAUUGGAGAUCAAGCCUGGUUUGGAUUUGUUGGGAUCUAUCAAACAGAAGUUUGUAUCCAUUUCUGAUUAUUAUGAACCUAUUGACGAUGGAAAGGAUAGCAAGUUAUUUAUUUCAAAGUCGUAUGAUGCUACAUCACAUUUCGAGACAACAUGCUUGGACGUUUUGGAUAUUUACAAACGAGCCACUGGAGAAGAAUUUGAUUUUUCAAAAAUUAAACUAGAAAGUGAAGAUGUCUAA